Messenger RNA from Lactuca virosa, 3683 nucleotides. NCBI's taxonomy places the organism in Eukaryota, Viridiplantae, Streptophyta, Magnoliopsida, Asterales, Asteraceae. The record is from the annotation of a GenBank genome assembly.
CAAAAGCAGAUCGUUUGAUUCUCCUCCAACCGCUGCUUCCAAUUCUCUCUCUCCCGCGAGACGCAGACGAAUACAUUGGCAAAUCACACACGAAUCUCUGUUCUCGUUUGUUUCAGCUCCAAUUUAUUGAUCUUACAAUUUUUUCAGUGGAAUGCUGAUGUUUUCCAGGAAAUAGUCGAGGUUUCUUUCCGAGUGUCUGUUGCAGGAUAGAAAUUGAAUUCGGCAACUUCUGGUGAACCGAGUUGCUAAAUUGAGUAAUCUCGAAUUCCAACCGGUUGAUUCGGAAAAUAUAGAAUUUGUAUGGACUGGGUACAUCGGAUUGAUCGGAGUACUCUUUCGUUCCUUUGAUCUUCCGGUGGUCGGAAAAAUUAUCGACUCGUUUUCUUAAUCUGUUAAGUCCAGACGUUUUUGAUUUGUUGGUCUGGAGGUUGGUGCGAAGUUAGGGUUUUCUUUUGGUAUGAAAAAGCGGGUUUCGAUGAAUAUGCGUUGUUUCUAAGUGCGACAAUGAUACAGCAGACGGUGAGAUCCAAAAUGCCUAACGUCAAACGCUGCGAAUUGGAGGAAAUAGAUAGCGAAGAAACGGAAGAUGAAUAUGAUCAUCUUGCUAAGAGUUUUACGAAGAAACAGAGAGGAGAAAUUGAGUUUGCUGCAAGUUCUUAUAACGAGGAUGGUUUUUUAGGCUACGAUAAUGCUGUUAACUCGUGGUGCGAUGGAGUUCCGUAUAUCCCUGGUGAAUUGAAAUCAAAUUUGGGUUCAGUUUCGUUACUGAAAUCUUCGCGAGGCCGUGUUGCUGUUCGCCCUUUAAGGUUUACUGAUAACAAAAGUUUGAAAAAGCGUGGGAAUCCGUUUUCUGAUAGGGAAUUAAUAUCUAAAAGACAGUGUCUCGAAACAGGGUAUCAGGGGGGUUUUAACAAUGCUGCAAGUCGAAUUUAUACCAGUUCACCUGGCUCUGCAACUUUAUUUGGUAAUACAGUUGAUAAAAGCCACGAGAGAGCCAUAGAGACGUUGAAGAAUGAAAAAAGGAAGGGUUUUUAUGGAGUUGAAGAUUUUGUUACCGGUGAUAUUGUUUGGGCAAAAUGCUCAAAUCGGUUCCCAGCUUGGCCGGCGAUUGUAAUUGACCCACUACAUGAAGCUCCUAAAUCUGUACUAAGGGCUUGUGUUCCCGGCACUCUUUGCGUCAUGUUUUAUGGGUAUUCAAAGAGAGGUCAAAGGGAUUAUGCAUGGGUGAAGGAUGGGAUGAUCUAUCCCUUUUUAGACUAUAUGGAAAGGUAUCGGGGACAAACUCAAUUAUAUGGUUGCAAGCCAGGUGAUUUUCGUAUGGCAAUAGAAGAAGCGUUCUUAGCAGAAAAUGGCUACUUGGAUUCAGGCUAUGCAGAAUGUUGUAGCAUUAAGAUCCCAAUGGCAAGCGUUUCAGAUCAGCAUCAAGAGUCUUGUCGUCAUAAGCAAAAUGCCUAUAGUAAGAAGGAUACACAACCUUGUGGCAGCUGUGGUUUGUUUUUUCCUUGUAAAACAAUGAAGAAAGCUAAGGGAAUAACCUCUCAACAGCUGGCUUGGUGCGAACAUUGUUCAAAGUUACGGAAAUCAAAACAAUACUGUGGCAUUUGCAAGAAGAUCUGGCAUCAUUCUGAUGGUGGAGAUUGGAUAUGCUGCGAUGGUUGCAAUGUCUGGGUACAUGCAGAAUGUGCCAAAGUUUCCAGCAAAAUUCUUAAGGAUCUGGAGGAGAUUGACUAUUACUGCCCAGAAUGCAAAGGGGAAUCCACUGUUGUAGAUAAUAAAUCUGAAGCACAACUCAGAUGUUCAGAGAGUGUGUUGCCUGAGAAAAUAAGUGUCAUCUGUAGUGGCAUGGAAGGGAUUUACUAUCCAAAACUUCAUCUAGUUGAGUGUAAGUGUGGUUCAUGUGGAACAAGAAAGCAAAGGCUUGGUGAAUGGGAACGCCAUACUGGUUGUAGAGCAAAGAAGUGGAAGGUCAGCAUUAAAGUGAAGGGCUCAAUGUUACCACUGGAGAAGAUGCUUUCAGGGUGUAGUGUUAAUAGUGUUAAGGCUGUAGCAGUAGGUUUAGAUGAAAAACAAUUGUUUUCAUUUCUUCAAGACAAGUAUGAGGCUGUGAAUGCAAAGUGGACAAGUGAACGUUGUGCUAUCUGUAGAUGGGAUGAGGACUAUGACGUGAACAAAAUUAUUAUAUGCAACAGGUGUGAAAUAGCUGUCCAUCAAGAAUGCUAUGGGGUGAGAGACAUCCAUGAUUUCACAUCUUGGGUUUGUAGAGCAUGUGAAACGCCUCAAGUUGAAAGAGACUGUUGUCUCUGCCCUAUUAAAGGUGGUGCUUUGAAGCCAACUGAUAUAGAGAGUUUAUGGGUUCAUGUGAUCUGUGCAUGGUUCCGGCCUGAGGUUGCUUUUGCAAGUGAUGAAAAAAUGGAGCCUGCAACUGGUCUCCUCCGGAUUCCACCUGAGUCUUUUGUCAAGGCAUGUGUUAUUUGCAAACAGGUUCAUGGUUCUUGUAUACAAUGUUGCAAGUGUGCUACUUAUUUUCAUGCAAUGUGUGCUUCAAGGGCUGGCUACUGUGUGGAGCUGCACUCAUCAGAGAAGGGUGGCAUAUAUAACACCAGAUGGACUCCAUACUGUGCUGUCCACAGAACCCCAGCAGAUACUGGCAUUGUAAUCAGGACAUCUUCUGAGGUUUUUUGUGCAAAGAGGUUGCAUCAGAAAGAGAAAGAGAGUUUUAAGGGUUCAAGGCUUCUGAUGUGUACCAAAAUGGAACUCUCUGUCUCUCAUUCAUCAACCGCACAAGAGAAUGAUAAAGAUGAACCAGAACCACUCUCUGCUGCCAGGUGUCGCAUUUACAAAAGAUCAAGCAGCAAGGUCAAGAAUGGUGUAAAGGAGGCAAUAUUCCAUCGGUUAAUGAGGCCAAUCCAGCAUUCAGUAGAUGAAAUAGAUGGCUUAACCUCACACACAGACACAGAAGUCCAAGAUUUGAAUAACUUCUCUACAUUCAAGGAAAGACUCGACUGUUUGCAGAGGACAGAAAAGCAGCGUGUCUGUUUUGGUAAAUCUGGCAUACAUGGAUGGGGCCUCUUUGCAAGGCGCAAGAUUCAAGAAGGAGAAAUGGUGCUUGAAUAUCGUGGUGAGCAGGUGAGGCGCAGUGUUGCAGAUUUGAGGGAGGUGCAUUAUCGGUCUCAAGCCAAGGAUUGCUAUCUCUUCAAGGUCAGCGAUGACAUUGUAAUUGAUGCCACAAAUAAAGGGAAUAUAGCACGAUUAAUCAAUCAUUCGUGCAUGCCAAAUUGCUAUGCUAGGAUAUUGAGUAUGGGUGCAGAUGAGAGCCGAAUAGUUCUUAUAGCCAAAACCAAUGUAUCUGCUGGCGAUGAGUUAACGUAUGACUACAAAUUUGAUCAAGAUGAGCAGGAUGAACUUAAAGUCCCUUGUUUAUGUAGGGCUGCCAAUUGUAGAAAUUUCAUGAAUUAGUUUCUUUUACACAUUACCACUGUUAACCAUUUUUUAUACACAACUACACAAGAGGUAUGCAUAUCAGCAUAUUAUUUGAAGACCACCUUACAGUUUUCCUGAUUAUCCUCUCCGAGGCAGAGGUAUAUAUUAGGAGAUGAAUUUACUACAAGCAUAUGUAAAUCUAACAACCCUCUUUCUUGUUUUAGUUUGCUAGGCAAAUGAACACAGAUGAAUUUUCAAGUUGG